AUUAAAUUUCAACGCCUUAUCCGGGAGUGCUAACCUAGCAUGCCAAGAAAGAAGCCGUUUAGUGGAAAGCAGAAGAAGAAGCAGUUACAGGACAAAAAGAAAAGGAAGAAAGAUUAUACCGAGGACACUGGCAGCUAUGGAACUCAACGUUCCGUUGAUUCUGCAUCUCCUGAGCGUAUUGUUAGUGAUGAGGAGAGUGACAAAGCGUCGACUAGGGAAGACACCGUGUCAGAACUGGUGCCACGACUUCUGAAAAUUCACGAGCAGCCGGCUGCUCAGCAAGUGAUAUGCAAAAAGGACUAUAACCCAAACAGAUUUCGAUUACACUUUGAAGUUCAAACUGAUGAUUAUAUUGAAAGAAGGAAAAGAGAAUCUCAACAACCACUUGAAAUGCUUCCAGAAACUGCACUUGAAGUAUCACUGGAUGAUGUUUACCAGCCUGGUUCAGUGUUAGACAUACCAAAGAGACCGCCAUGGACAUACAAAAGCACAAAAGAGCAGGUACUGAAAAAAGAAGAAGAAAUGUUCAAACGAUACCUGGAAAAUAUUUAUGACAAGUACAAACCAGAACAGCUCAGCUGGUUUGAACACAAUUUGGAGACAUGGCGGCAGCUAUGGCGUGUCUUGGAAAUGUCGGAUAUCGUGUUACUGAUAACUGAUAUUCGACAUCCAGUACUUCAUUUUUCUCCUGCACUUUAUGAGUAUGUUGUAAACGGUCUCAAGAAAAAGCUUGUUCUUGUUCUUAACAAGAUUGAUUUAGUUGCUCCAUCACUGACUGUUGCUUGGCGAGACUACUUUCUGUACAAGUUUCCUCAGCUUCAUGUUGUGUGCUUUACUAGCUUUCCUAAUUCAGAUGCUACUACUGGUAUGGAGGAAAAUACAGGAGCGAAAGGUAGCAAGAAAACAAUGGGAUUACUUAGCAGAAGGCGGAAAAGGAUGACAACAGCUAUUGGUGGCUAUCAACUGUUGGAGGCUGCUAGACAGCUUUGUGUUAUGAAAGGAAAUCUUGAUGAAUGGCAAGAUAAACUGGAGAAUAAAGAUCCAUUUGAAUACUGUAGUGAUGAUGAGGAUGAUUAUCAACCCGGUGAUGCUACUGGUGGACCGUUGUCUGCAAUUGAUGGCAAAGACCAACUUUUAAUGAUAGGGAUUGUUGGUCACCCCAAUGUGGGGAAGUCAGCUAUCAUAAAUGGAUUAAUGGGAAAGAAGGUUGUAAGUUGUUCAAGAACUCCUGGCCACACAAAACACUUCCAGACUAUCUACUUGACACCCACAAUUUGCCUAUGUGACUGUCCUGGUCUGGUGUUUCCAUCACUAAUAGAGAAGAACUUACAGAUCUUGUCUGGCAUAUUUCCUAUCUCUCAAGUCAGAGAACCGUACAGUCCAGUUGGGUAUCUCGCUGCUCGUAUCCCACUCGUUCAACUUCUGGGCAUAUCGAAGGAUACAAGUGAUGAUCAGUACUCCAAAUGGUCGGCAUGGGACAUCUGUGCAGAGUGGGCAGAGAAGAGAGGGUACUUUACUGCUAAAGCUGCAAGACCUGACGUCUAUAGAUCAGCCAAUAGAAUUCUUCGUUUGGCUGUCGAUGGUCGACUCUGUAUGGCUAUGAGACCUCCAAACUACACCGCAGAAAAAGCAAAGUGGGAAGCUCAUCGAGAUGUCUCUGAAAUGGUUCAACUCCAAAGGCUAGGACUAACGAAAGAAACAAUGAACCCGACCCCUCAUGAUGUGGACCUCAGCAGCAGCUCUGGAUCAGAUGGCAGUGCUGAGGACGGAUUUGAAGUCAGACAGCCCAAUACUAGUAACCGUUUUACGUUGCUCGAUGACAGCUAAACUAUACAUACAUAUAUCAGCUUUAUUACUUGUGUUACUCAAAAAGUUGAUCGCAGAAGCAGCUAUACAGCAAGCUUUAAUGGCAGGCAGAAAAUAAUAACCCAAAGUGUUGAUAAAAAGCCACCAUCUA
Corticium candelabrum is the source of this 1957-nucleotide messenger RNA. Its product is annotated as guanine nucleotide-binding protein-like 1. Gene Ontology annotation, molecular function: GTP binding; GTPase activity. The transcript has 16 exons. The coding region runs from base 40 to 1827 and encodes 595 amino acids. The record is from RefSeq and is a predicted model, not a curated record. NCBI's taxonomy places the organism in Eukaryota, Metazoa, Porifera, Homoscleromorpha, Homosclerophorida, Plakinidae.